UAUCUGCAUAACAAAUGUGAAGUGUUAACAACCCAUAUUUUGAAAGAUAUGUUUCCUGCCUAUGCAUUGUUGUUCACAUAUUUAAAUUUGGCACUUCUAUCGAAGAAAAAGGAAAGAAAUAGAAGUCUACCCUGCAUAGAUAGAAUCCAUUAGUAUUUCCUUUGAUUCAUUUCUCCUUGUCAUAUUUUUUCCUCCUUGUCAAUUCAAUAGUGCUUUAGAGAGGUAGUUUUUUUGGGCUUUGGUGUUGAAAGUUUGACAAUAUCUCAUUACACGAUUCCAUCUACUCUACAAAGACCUUUAUACCUAAUUUCUGAAAUGAAACAUAUUAUCUUCUGAUAAUUUACUUAUUUAUUUAUUUAUUUAUUUAUUUUUUGUGUAUAACCUGCAAAUACACUCACAUGUAUGUAUCUAUUGUUUAAAUGGGAUGGUAGAGGUUUGUAAGCCAAAACAACCUGUUUACCAUACAUGUUAAAAGAAAUGAUUACUUUUCUGAAUAUCCUCAGUUUAUAUUGCCAUUUUACUUUAACCAUGAGAAGCUUUUAGAUGAUCAUGCUAGAAAGUCAUCAAAAAUCAUCCAUUAUCAGUUAUUUAUAGUUCUGGAAAUUUCUUAAAUUGGGCUUUUAUCUUUGAUUAGUCCUACAGCAGCCCGCCAUUAUAGGCACAUCCUGUGUUCAAUAAUUUGGUUUGGUUGUAGGGUAUGUUUUGUUGUCAAGUCUUAGGUAGAAGUUUGUCCCUUUUCUCAUGAUUACAAGCUAAUAUUUAUAUUAAAAAAUAAAAAUUAAAAAUUAACUGAUAAAGGUAUGCACGAACACACUCGUGUAUAUCUUGCCUAACAAACUGAUCUCCAAGGUUCAAAUUUUCACAAUCAGAAACUUGCAUAUCUGAGGCUUAUACUUUGUUAGAGAUUUUCAGAAGAGAGGAGGUUUCCUGUUCAGCUGUUCAUUCAUAGCUGUUCAUACUGACUACAACCUUAAAGAGUCAUCAUUGGUUGGCUUCACCCACAAUUGUUGCUGCAUAAAAAGCACAACUUUUGCAUUCCCUGCGCUUACUUAUCAUGAAUUUUCAGAUUUUUGUUCAAAGUACUGUAGGUUUUAUAUGUACUUCUGGGAGUUCUUAAUUUUGCAACAAGAAAGAACUUCUAUGCUGGUACUGCAGAUAACUGGACUUGCUUUCGCAUCAAUUGACUCUGAUUAUAUCUAUAUACAAGGAGUUGAUUAUGAGGUUUUGUGUGGACAAUGGAAAGAAAGCAAGAAAGUCUUCUCAUUUAGGGGAGAUUCAAACUGGCUUGGAUUUAGCAAGUGCGCCAACAAGGAUGUUUUGGGUGGAUGGUGUGAUUCAGGCAGCAUCUUUGUUGCUGACAUUGCCAAGGAAAAUAAAUUGCAGGCCGCGGAUGAUUUCUGUAAUGAAGUUAUCUGUUGAUGCUUCAAUUGGCUACUUUUUUCUCUAGUUUGCUGUACUCUUGGUGAGCAUAUCAUUUUUUAUUUUUAUUUUUUAUCAUCAAUUACACAACUAUCGACCUAUUAAAAUAGAUUUUUGUGAUCAGCAUCAUUUGUGGGAUUUAACAAUCCUAUUCUGGAAUACAGAUAUUGGAGAAUCCAAGAUUGAUACUUUUUCUGAUAUU
Camellia sinensis is the source of this 1621-nucleotide messenger RNA. NCBI's taxonomy places the organism in Eukaryota, Viridiplantae, Streptophyta, Magnoliopsida, Ericales, Theaceae. The record is from RefSeq and is a predicted model, not a curated record.